AAGAAUAUGAAAGAUAUUCAUGGACCCGCCUUAGCUAUUGUUCUUGAACGACUGAAGCAGUAUGGGGCUUUCCAAGAAACAUUUGAAUUGGCAAAGGAAAUAUCGACUGGGCUGACAUCCAAAAGUAGCUCAAAAGUUGGAAAAUCUAGCUCUAAUGGUCAUGGGGAUUGUUUACCAAAGCAUGGAAGCAGGCCUGUUUCUUCGAGAAUUGUUUCAACAAAGGUCUCGCGGCCGGAAUCAAUUAUGUCUGUGCAUGAUAUCACCAUUCAGUCUCAAGCUUUGUUGAAUGUCAAGGAUUCGAGUAAGGCCGACAGGGAGAGAUUGGUUGUCCGCAAGUUUAAAUUUGAAGAGCCACGGUUUGAACAAAUACAUGAUCUUGAGAAUGAUCUUAUGAAGUAUUUCAGAGAGGAUUUGCAUAGGAGGCUUCUGAGCACAGACUUCAAGAAGCAAAUUGAUGGAAUUGAGAUGCUGUAUAAGGUGCUUUUUUGUGUUACACAUUUGUGGUGA
Molecule: messenger RNA, 507 nt
Organism: Camellia sinensis
Lineage: Eukaryota; Viridiplantae; Streptophyta; Magnoliopsida; Ericales; Theaceae
Source: RefSeq, a predicted model, not a curated record